AAUCAGAACAAAAUGGCCGCCUCUUCUGCUGCUGCAUGGUUCCUUCUCUUAGCAAUCUCCGUCACCAAUGCGCCCUUUGCGAUGAGCAGCAACAGGGCUGCGUGUAUGCCCGUAGUCGCCCCGCUGCUGCCUUGCCUCAUCUCCUUCUCGACGAUGAAUAACAUUACAAAACCGUCAGAAAGCUGCUGCACUGGAGCUUCGCUAGUCGCCAUGGGAGCUAAAACAAAACUGGGGAAGAUAUUUGUGUGUUCUUGUAUCAAAAGAUUGAUGCUCGAUCUUCCCAUGAUCACGCCGAGGAAAGCGCAAAGCACCACCAAACAGUGCAGUGUUGAUCUCCCAAUACCGCAUUACGAUACCAACUGCAUUCUGGGAAAUUGAGUGAAAUUAGAACUGGGGAAGAAAAAUGAAUAAGAACAUCAGUGACAAGCAGGGUAGUGGCUCAACCAGGAAAAAUAAACCAACUAAUAAUGGCUUGUGGCAGCUGUUGGUACCUCUAGACCCCUAAUGAGAGUUCUUUUAGCCGCGCAAUUUCAAUUCAGUGGAAUAUACCACCAAUUUGUCCAAAAAGAGAAAAAAAGAACUACUAGAUAAACUAUCUGUAUGUUUGUAAUUUUGCUUUUUUUUUUUUUUGUGUAGUAGAGAUGUACCUGGCAUCUUAAAUGAGAUUACAAUAUGUUACUCUGGUA
Molecule: messenger RNA, 686 nt
Organism: Ananas comosus (pineapple)
Lineage: Eukaryota; Viridiplantae; Streptophyta; Magnoliopsida; Poales; Bromeliaceae
Product: non-specific lipid-transfer protein A-like
Exons: 2
Coding region: 13-378 (121 amino acids)
Biological process (GO): lipid transport
Cellular component (GO): membrane
Molecular function (GO): lipid binding
Source: RefSeq, a predicted model, not a curated record